AUGCUAACGAAUUGGAUUACCUCAUAUGGUAAAACUGCAACUUUCAUCGAUCCAAGCAAUAUGUCCAGUAGACUUUGGUCUCAACUUGUUCGCACGCUGAUGAUCCUCGUUCUGUACCAUGUGAUCUGUAUCAGUGGGAACUUGGUUCAAAGGUCACCCGCCGUGUUGGAUGCUAGCAGUCGGAGCUCGGCGUCUUAUUACGCCGAGAUGUGGUAUCGCACGUGGCAGUUUCCGCUUAUAAUCGGCGUCAAAUGGAUUGCAAUUUUGGCGUUUCUUUUCUUCAGCUUUGGUACAACUGCAAUUCAAGGACUGGGAUAUCAUCGGUCCGAGCCGGAAAGUCAACAGCCACUUGUGAUCGAUGGCAACGUUGAAAGCUACGGGAAUCCUUGGUUUCAAUCGUGGGGGAAAUAGUUUGUAAACAUAUGGAACGAUUUCAAGACUGGUUGUACCAAUACCCUCC
This is a messenger RNA of Toxorhynchites rutilus septentrionalis, 460 nucleotides long. RefSeq lists its product as uncharacterized. The record is from RefSeq and is a predicted model, not a curated record. The coding region runs from base 1 to 411 and encodes 136 amino acids. Lineage: Eukaryota; Metazoa; Arthropoda; Insecta; Diptera; Culicidae. The transcript is spliced from 4 exons.